AUGACCACCUCACAGACAUACCUGGAAUCUAAGCUGACAGAUUUCUGCAGUUCCAGCAACAGCCCCUCAUUCCAGCCCAUCGGCAGUCAGAUUCCCAUCCCCACUGCCCAUGUCAUGCCUUCCACGGCUGGACCACCGGCCUCCAAUACCCAGCCCCGUUCUCAAGAAGAUUCCCAGGCUUCUGCCGAGGCACACCGGCCCUCCUCGGGCUCCCGAACCUCCGGUGGAACCUCCAACUCGAAGUCGUCCUCCCUCUCCAAAUCAGCCUCUUCGCCCAACCUGGAUAUGGCACAAGGCGGCGCGGGGCGAGUCGACCCCACCGGGCCCAAGCCGGACUGCCUGAGCCGCUGCCGCAGCCUGGUAAACAGACUAGACCACUCUCUGUUCCCCUCGGGGGACCACUCUUGCAUGGAUGAGGGCCAGAGGUUCAACAUGCCCACAAUGAACCAAUCUGCUCUGCUGGCGGGCUACUGCCCCGACGUCCGACUCAGGCUCCAGAUGACCAGCCUGGGGGAGAUUCCAGAGGGAAGCAGGGAGGCCUACAGGGGUGCCAUGGAGCACUCUUACAAGGCUCUCCCCGAGACAUGGCCGGGGGUCCCCAGAGCUCCAGACCCCUACAGCCAGAGGAGCAGCCAGCCAGGUGGAACUGGGGCUGUGUCAGCAGGUGUGUACCCAAGCUCUCUGUAUCUGCUGAGGGAGGCCAAGGCCUAUGAACCCAUGCUGCAGGAGAGAUGCAGCAAGCUGCCCAGCUGGCAACAGCAGCACAAGCAGCAGCUGGAGAGUCUCCGCAUGCAAAUAGAGCAGAUGCAGAUGAUGACUGCUGGGGUGGGCCAGUACCCUACUCUCUACUCCACCCCCCCCAUGCCACCAGAGACCAGGAAGUGGGACGAGGUGAUCAAAGCCAACGAGAGCAUUCUGAAGGAGAAGGCGCUCGCCAUAGAGAGACAGAAGCAGCAGAUGUCUCAGCUGGAGCUGCGGGAGAGUGAGCUGCAGGUCCACGGAGCCCUGCUCGGCCGCGGCGCUCCUACUGGCGCCACGUGUCUGCUCCAACUGCAGGAGGCUCAGAGGGAGAAUGCCUUCCUACGGGCCCAGUUUGCAGAGCGAGGUGACUGCGCCGCCCUGGAGGAGGCAGAGCGCAGCCUCGGUGCCGUGGAGGCGGAGACGCGGCGUCUGAACGAUGCGCUGAGGGAGACCAGCGAGAGGCACGCAGAGGAGAUGAAGAAGCAGGAGGAGAGGAUUCGCAGCCGGGACAAGCACAUCAACAGCCUGAAGAAGAAGUGCCAGAAGGAGGCAGAGCAGAACCGAGAGAAGCAGCAGCGCGUCGAGACUCUGGAGUGCUACCUCGCUGACCUGCCCACAAUGGAGGACUACCAGGGCCAGAACAAACAGCUGUCGGAGGUGGAGCAGCGGGCGUUCCAGCUGCAGGGCCGGGUCAGAGAGCUGGAGGUGUGUCUGGAGGAGGCUCCCUCACACACCCGGGAGAGGGACACCCAGCUGGAGGAGAAGAGACGCAGGGAGAGGGAGCUGCUCACCACUGUCAUCAGUUUACAAGAGCGGGUGCAGGAGGGCCUGGAGGAUGGGGCAAGGUUACCCUCCCUGGAUGUGGAGAAACACAGAGGGGAGAACAGGAGCCUACGAGAGGAACAGCAGAGACUUAAAAAGGUCAUAGAGAAGCAGCUGAGGAUGACGACGAAACUGGGCACACAGAUCUGGACCCUGGAGGAGCAGGGGUCUCAGGAGGAGAGCGGCUCCCAUGCUCUGAGAGAGGAGGUUUGUUCUAAAGAGCAGGGUUUGCUCCAGCUCCGCACAGCCAUGAAGGAGCUGUCGGCCCAGAACCAGGAACUAACGGAGCAGAACCUGACCCUCCAUGAGCGUCUGGAGGACUCGGAAAAGGUGAACCUGGACCGGACGUCGUCCUCGCUGCGGCCGGCCGGGGCCCGCCUCACCCAGCGUCUCCACGGGGAGAUGGCCUCAUGCCUCUGCGACCUGCGCUCCCUCUGCAACGUCCUGACCCAGCGGUCACAGGGCCGAGACCCCAACCUCUCGCUGCUGCUUGGCGUUUCCUCUCUCCGGCCCAUGGCAGAGCAGGUGGAGGACUGGCUGAGUCCUGAGGUCCUCCAGAGGAAGUUGACUGAAGCCCAGCAGCUGCGUCGUGAUGUGGAGGAGCUCCGCACCACAGUCUCAGACCGCUACGCCCAGGACAUGGGAGAGAACUGCAUUACCCAGUAGCCCCAGCUGCUAGCUUCUCUAAAACAGACUGAACCAUCAGCCUAAUGGGGUAAGGCUUCCAUAUUGGCCUUGCUUCUUCUACUCUCUUCAUUGAGUAUGAACUGGAAUCUCAUGUUGGCCCUUUGGGGAAGGAAUCCUUGAUCGGGGUCAUGCAUUUCAGUCAAAGGGCUUACGGUGGAAGAACUGUUCUCAAACCAGUGUGUUUUUUUUGUUUUUAUAAAUGUUUUACUGAUACGUGUGUCUUUGUUGUCAAAGAUGCCCUUCGCUCUUUUUAUGACACACAU
Molecule: messenger RNA, 2513 nt
Organism: Oncorhynchus masou masou (cherry salmon)
Lineage: Eukaryota; Metazoa; Chordata; Actinopteri; Salmoniformes; Salmonidae
Product: centrosomal protein of 85 kDa-like
Exons: 12
Coding region: 1-2229 (742 amino acids)
Cellular component (GO): centrosome
Source: RefSeq, a predicted model, not a curated record